AUGCGCGUCGCGACGACCGCGGGGACCGCGUCGGCGGCGGCGGCGUCGCCGCCGUCGUCGUCGCGGCGCCGCGGAGACGCGCGAUGUCGAGCGCGCGCGGUGCGCUGGUCCGCGAGGACGGACGCGUCGUCGUUCGUCGUCGUCGUCGUCGCGCGUCGCGUCGGGCACCGCGUCGACGUCGACGCGCGUCGCGACCGCGCGAUCGUCCGUCCGCGCGCGACCGACGUCGAGAGAGGCGCGCGCGGCGACGGCGGCGACGGCGACGACGCGACGACGACGGCCGAUGAGCUGCUUCGAGACGAGCUCAGGGCGCGCAUGGCGGAGGCGGAGGCCGCGGGCGACGUGCGGGAGGAGGAGGACGUCUUAUACGACGACAGAGCAUUUAGUCACGACGACGAUCUCGAUCUCGGCGACGGAGGACGCAACAAGUAUCGCAUAACGAUCCGGGAUAAAGAGGUGCUGCGGUACGAGCUCCCGAACUUCUUCCCGGACUUCAACCCGACGCCGCUGGAGUCGCGGAUCGAGGCGGGGACGAGAGACGAGCUGGGGGGGUCCGCGUCCGGAGAGAGGAAGAGGAAGAAGAACAAGUCGUACGUGUGGAAACGCGGCGUCCUCGCGGGAACCGAACGCAGCGACCCCCUGGACGUGAUAAAACGCUCGAGAGACGAGAGUUACGACGAUAACGACGACGACGCGACGACUCCGACGGGGAGAAGGACGAUACCGCCGCCGCCCCGUCGCGCGGUGGACGAGGAGUACGCGAGACGCGGCGGCGGCGCGGGCUCCGGCGCUCUCGCCGGACUCACGCUGUUCUUUUACGUCGUCGCGCUCGCGCUGACGACGUCCAGAGCGUACUUCGACGGCGGGGAGAUGAUCCCCGCGCCGAUCGACGCGGAGACCGAGCGAGGCGCGAGGGAAGCGCCGCCGCCGCCGAAGUCGAUCGAGGGGACGGACGCGGGCCGAGUCUGGUCCGAGGGAAUAGAACGGUUCCGGUGA
Messenger RNA from Micromonas pusilla CCMP1545, 996 nucleotides. RefSeq lists its product as uncharacterized. The coding region runs from base 1 to 996 and encodes 331 amino acids. NCBI's taxonomy places the organism in Eukaryota, Viridiplantae, Chlorophyta, Mamiellophyceae, Mamiellales, Mamiellaceae. The record is from RefSeq and is a predicted model, not a curated record. The transcript has a single exon.